AUGGGGAGUGUGUUGGGGAGAGUCAACGAUCCAACGGCGAGCGAGUCGGCUCAAGAGACGGUCGCACGUGACGUGGAAGAAACGGUGGCUCUUGAGGCUCGAUAUGCAGAAGAGAAGGUGGCAUGGAAAGCCCAUAAGGCUCAAAACACAUGGGAGAGAGCGAAGAUUGCGGCACGGCGGGUAGGGACGGUGCUUGCGGUGGCGCUGAAGCUGACGAAGAUAGGGAGCGUGGUGAGUCUGAUCGGGAUCGCGACCGCGUACGGGAUGUGCGUGUGGGUAACGGUAGUGUCGAGAUACUUGUUGGCCUCGGUGCUUGGGAGGCAGCAAGCCGGUGUGGUCCAGAGCAAGGUGUAUCCCGUGUACUUCAAGGCAAUCUCUGUAGCGAUUCUGGUAGGGUUGCUUGGACACGUCAUCAGCCGGCGAAGGAAGGUACUUACCGAUGCGGUGGAGAUGUGGCAGGCCGUUAACCUCUUGUCUUCGAUCCUGAUGGUUGAAGCUAAUGCUUCAUUUGUUGAGUCACGAGCCAUCAAGGCAAUGUUUGAGCGAAUAAAAGCUGAGAAGGAAGAAGGAAGAGGACUUGGCAGGUCAGAGUCGCAGUCCAGUGAAGCCGUGGCUAGAACCAGCGGUAAGAAGGUAAUAGAGAAGACGGAUGAGGAUGCGGUGAAGCAGAGACUGACGAAGCUUGCCGAGAGGCUGACCAUCGACUCAGCCUCACUUGUUGAGUCAUCGAGCCGCUGA
Molecule: messenger RNA, 738 nt
Organism: Arabis nemorensis
Lineage: Eukaryota; Viridiplantae; Streptophyta; Magnoliopsida; Brassicales; Brassicaceae
Source: the annotation of a GenBank genome assembly